CGAUACUCGGCAUACAAUUGAUUCCUAGGUAUAAACGCGAUACAACACAAAUCCGAGUGUGUUAUUUUGACACGUUAUUUUUAUGCGUGUCAAAAUAACACACUCGGCAGGUGAGAAUGCACUUGCCGCGGAACGUUUAUAUGCAGAAAGAUUUCCCGCGCGCGACAAACCCUCUCGACACACAAUUGUCUCGUGUAUUGCGAGAUUAAAGGCGACGGGAUCGGUCCUGCGACAUACACGAGAAGAAGGUGAAAGAGUGCAAAAUGUAAAUACUGAAGAGCGCAUUUUGCACGAAUUUGAGAGAGACCCCGGCAAAAGCACGCGAAAGGUAGCGACUGUAUUGGAUGUCUCGCGCAAUUUGGUGCGGCGCUACGGGAGAACAAUCUGCGCCCGUAUCAUUUCCAACGCGUGCAGCAACUUCUCCCAGCAGAUGAGCAGAAGCGCGUCUUUUUCUGUGAAGGUUUACUCAUGCAGUGUCGGCGGGAUAUUUCAUUCCCCGACUGCAUCCUGUGGACGGACGAGUUGACCUUUACACUGAACGGCGUGUUUAAUUCGCGGAAUUUCCUAUUGUGGCAGAAGGAAAAUCCACACGCCGUUCGAGAAGGCGCGUUCCAGUACCGCUGGAGUAUUAAUGUUUGGGCCGGAGUAAUUGCGGACCGAGUGAUCGGUCCGUACUUUUUGCCGCCUCGGCUUAAUGGCGAGAUUUACGCGGAUUUUAUCAAAGAUCCACUCCCAGGGCUACUCGAGGACGUCCCUCUACAGGCACGAGCGGAGUUGAUCUUUCAACACGAUGGAGCUUUUGCGCACUUUAGCCGGCAAGUGCGAGAUACAUUAGAUACGCGUUUCCCGAAAAGGUGGAUAGGUCGAGAUGGUUCGAUCACCUGGCCGCCGCGAUCUCCUGACCUUAAUGUGCUCAAUUAUUUCUUAUGGGGUCACGUUAAGAAUUUAAUCGAACGGUGGCGUGAUGGUAGAGAACAAGAAGUACGUGAGGCAAUUGUCGCGGCCUUCAAUACUAUCACGCCGGGAAUAACGCACCGAGCAACGCGCGAUAUUAAACGAAGAGCCAAAUUUUAUAUGCGAGAAGAAGGACGGCACUUCGAGCAGUUUUUACAUUGAUGCAUUAAUGUACAAUGGAUUAGGCCUCCUGGGGAUACCACUAUAAAAUAGACGCGCCAUGCUAUCUAUCGCUAGGUAGUGUGGAAAGGAUAGCACCGAUAAUCAUCUCCGCGAGGAGAACGCGUGAUGAAAACGUGCAUUUAUAGGGUGGCCGGUUAUAAGCUGCCCACCCGAUGUGUGAAGGUAGAUUGUGUUAAGAUAAACAUAAAAGUCCCAUACCGUGUUGCAAGAUUCGCAAUAAUUAUCGAGUUAUUAAUGACAAAUCUGAGGAGUAGAAACGCGCCGACAUAGCGGGAAGACAAAGGGAAGGACAAUGCGCCGCUAUUCGUUGUUUUAUCUCGUCGGAAUUACGUCUCGCCGCACGCCGCCCACAGUUACUGGGCCGAGUGGGCCGCGCCGUAGCCUGAGCAGCAGCAACGUUUCUCCAAUCUAUGCCGGCGCGCUCCCACUCCUCAAGAUUUCUGUCAUUAAUAACUCGAUAAUUAUUGCGAAUCUCGGUAAACGGUAUGGGACUUUUAUGUUUGUCUUAAUGUAAUCUACCUGUACACUUCAGAUUGUAAAUUUAUA
Molecule: messenger RNA, 1683 nt
Organism: Harpegnathos saltator (Jerdon's jumping ant)
Lineage: Eukaryota; Metazoa; Arthropoda; Insecta; Hymenoptera; Formicidae
Exons: 3
Coding region: 469-1116 (215 amino acids)
Molecular function (GO): nucleic acid binding
Source: RefSeq, a predicted model, not a curated record